AUGCCUUCGAAGUUUUCAUGGCACAAGUCGAAUCGCGCACACUCGUCCACCGAGAGUUCUGGCCAUCCCUCUCCCGUGCCUUCUGUGAACAACGAAGUCGCGCCCCAACAACAACAACAACAACAUCAACAAGCUCCUUCCCCUAAUAAUCAACAGCCCCAAAUACAGCAGAUUUCUCAGACCGCGAACGAGACUGCGUACGGUCACCAAUUCCCCCAACGCGCCACGAGCCACCGUCACUCGACCCACCUUUCCCUCGACCAGACGGCGCAGCACGUCCAGGGCGGACCUCCUUCCGCAGGCUCUCAACACUCGCCGAGCAUUGAACAGCGACGUGGUUCCUACCAGCCUCAGUCAACGCCGUACGGGCACCACGAGGGGCACAAGAAGUCGUUGGGCAGUCGCAUCACGGCUCGGCUGACUGGUCAUAGCAAAGACGCUGACGAUCACGGUCGGCACUCGAACAAGAACGGUCUUGGACGACGCGUCUCCAUCAGGAGAAGCGACGGCCAGCCAGACAUCUAUUCCCAAGGCCACGACAGGUUGCAGGCCGGAAAGUGGAAUCAAAGGCAAGGCUCGAGUGCCCAUCUGCCUACUUCGACGGAGCAGGACGAAAGCAACCUGGACUUGGAUCCCUUCCUGCAGCAAGAAGACGACGAGACCCCAGAGCCCCCGCCAAAGGACAUUCAAUACCAACAGCAUUCGCAGCAGUACGAUCGGCCCCCACUCGCUAGAGUGGAAACCGAAGGGAGCUAUCACGGCCAGGGCGGGGUAGAACAACAACAACACUACAGCCCCGACCAGCAGGGUGCGCCGACACCACAACAACAAUACCAGAGCUACCAGCCGCCUGCCUUGCAACAACAGCAGUCGGCAACCGAGUACCAGGCCUUCCAUCCGCAGACGACGCCUAGCCCGCACCCCAGCAACGCAUCCCACGAGCUGACCCAGUCGCAGCAGAGCUACUAUCAGUAUCUACAGCAGCAGCAGCAACCAAUACAGCAACCACACCUCCAGCAGCAGGCUGUUCAAGACGGCCAACCACCCUCAGUUCAUUACCAACAGCAGUAUCCGCCUCUGGCUCCUCCACAACAAGGUCAAGACUUUCCCAACACGCACGCCCAAGACGUUCCUCCGCCCUCGCAGCAUCAGGAACUCCACCUAGGCCAUACAGUCCGUGCUCUCUCCCAGAAUCGUCCCACUGAUAGCCCACAUCCUCAGCAGCUUCGUCCUCCCUCGUCGCAGCAACUGGCCCCGCCAUCGCCCGUACAGCAGCCCCCUCCAUACCAGGCUUACGACUCCCAGCAGCAGACUCAUUCCUCUCAAACGGUCGAGGCCCACCCGGAAAACGCAACGCAGCAAGGGCAGGACAGCAUGCCUCCAGGCCAGCAGCGUAACACGCUGCGGAAGGUCAAUGAAACGGGCGGCCCUCCCCCAGGCGCACCUUCUCGAGAGUCUUCAUUGCUACAGCAGCCGUCAGCCAAAGGUCAGAAUCAUGGGAAGCCGCCGGUUUCACCUGGAAUUGCCACGUUUGGGGCUAACGUCGUGCCAACAGCUUCUCAAGGGCAGCCAUAUCGAGGGGAAGCCCAAGGUCAGCAGGACCAGGUGAACGAGAUGGGCCGAGCGACGCCUGUACCUCGCUCUACGAGCGAUAUAUCUGAGGAGGAAGUGGCCAAGCUUCGCAAUGACUUGGAGACCCUACGUGAGUUUCUUGGGCGGGAGCUAACCGUGAUAGGCGAAAAAUAUCAAAAGGUGAAGAGGUACUUUUUUGACAAGGAGGCGCAGGUGCACGCGCUGCAAAAUACUCUCGCAAACCAACGGUUGUCACUCUCUCGCACGUCAAUGGAUGAUAGCGAGUACGCCACCCGCUUCAACAGACUGGACGGGCUGAUAGCACAGCUGUCGUUCGCUAUUCGCAAGGAGUGGAAGUCGAUCCCGCCCUGGUUGCAGACUGUAGUGAACAAGAACGCGGUCGAGACCGGUAAGCAGGAGAUGACGGCUGUGGGUCGAGCAUUCAUCUCAUCGUGGCUUGUCGAGAACAUCUUCGACAAGUAUUUCCAUCCAGACUUGGAUCCCGGUCUGUCGACUCAGUUGAAGACCAUUCAACUGAACAUCCGUAAACUGUCACCGCCUUGCCACACGACAGAGGACGAAGAGGCUCUGGUAGCAAAGGUGGUGAACUGGCGCCUGGCGACGCUGGAGGGCCUUGCCGAAAUGCUACGCUCGCCUCAGUCCCACACCAACCGUCAGAAUCUCAUUGAGACUCUUAACGAGAGCCUGAUAGGCUCUCUGCAGAUGUACCUGAACGACCCUGCACCUCCAGAUCUCAACGGCGGUGUACCCAUGAUAAUCGAGCUCGCCGUCAAUGUCGCUCAACAUCUCCCCCUUGAGAGUCGUGAGGUACACAUCGAAUACUUCCCACCGGGCCAUGGCCUUGUCUCGGAUUACAUGAAGGUAGAGACGGGAAUACCGGCUCUGACGAGUCCGAUCCUGGAGUUUGAGGACGCAGCUUCUAUGAGGAGUGUAGCCAUGGACGAUGCUUCUUCGCUCGCAGAACAGCAGGACGGGCAAGCUCAGCAGAGCGACCAACCUCCCAAGGAAGGCGGCGCCAGCGAGAAGAAACGGGGCAUGUUCGGUUUUGGCGGUGCAAAGAAGCCUGCACAAUCCCUCUCCCAGCGCGACAAGCGCGAAUCUUCGCUCGGCCAGGGCGGAAGUCAGCAGAGCCUCCAGACUCCGAAUCAGAAUCCGCCGGGGACCUCCAGCGGUGGAAGAGGAGAGGAGCAGCAGGCGCCGAGGGUGAGGAUGGCGGUGGGUCUGGCGGUGCAGAUUAGGGGGAAGAGCAUCUUGAUUAAGGCGCCUGUGUAUAGCACGUGA
Messenger RNA from Westerdykella ornata, 2874 nucleotides. RefSeq lists its product as uncharacterized. The record is from RefSeq and is a predicted model, not a curated record. The transcript has 3 exons. The coding region runs from base 1 to 2874 and encodes 957 amino acids. NCBI's taxonomy places the organism in Eukaryota, Fungi, Ascomycota, Dothideomycetes, Pleosporales, Sporormiaceae.